Molecule: messenger RNA, 1876 nt
Organism: Acanthopagrus latus (yellowfin seabream)
Lineage: Eukaryota; Metazoa; Chordata; Actinopteri; Spariformes; Sparidae
Product: solute carrier family 22 member 13
Exons: 10
Coding region: 140-1690 (516 amino acids)
Biological process (GO): transmembrane transport
Molecular function (GO): transmembrane transporter activity
Source: RefSeq, a predicted model, not a curated record
ACAGACACACUCACACACACUCACAGACACACACUCACACACUCAGCAGACCUGAGCAGAGGAACAACAACAUGUGGAGCUGCUGAGCUCGCCACUCUGUCCUCGCCGCUCUCCGCCUGCAGGACCUCCGACAGCCGUCAUGUCUCCGCUGCAGAUGUCUGUCUACUGGCGCCUCUCUCUCGUCUUCUUCUUCACCUCUUUCCUCUUCUUUCUCGACAUUUUCACGGCCGCCAUCGUCGCAGCUACUUGUCACCUCGGUAACAACACCGGUGUCAGUGUUCGGCGUGGAGCGUUGGAGGGCAACCAAUCACUGCCCGGGCAGGACGAAGCCGAUUGGAUGACGGAGAGCGGGAUUGGAGACUCAGUGUGUGGUUGGACAGACUGGCUGUCCUACGGUCAGACUCUCUACAUGGUGGGCUUGUUGCUGGGCUCUCUGUUUGGAGGAGCCAUCUCUGACCGGUACGGGAAGCGUCCGGUACUGCUGGUGUGUGUGUGCUUGCACGCCAUGUGCGGCCUCGUGCCCGCCAUCCUUCCUCAGCCGCACCUCUUCCUCGCCAUUCGCUGCCUGACGGGCGUCUGCUGCUGCUGCAUCAACAUCUGCUCCUUCAGUCUGGUGGUGGAGUGGACCCUGCCUGCCUCUCGCCUCUGGCCUCCGGCCUUCCUGCCGUUCUGCUUCAGUCUCGGGACAAUGGGCGGAGCUCCGCUGGCCUGGCUCAGCUCCACCUGGAGACAGCUGCACCUGUUGCUGGCUCUGCCUCAGCUCAUCUGUCUGCCGCUCUACCUGUCCAUCCCAGAGUCCCCUCGCUGGCUGUUGUUAAAAAGGAGGACGGAUGCUCUGGACAGUUACCGUAGCAACAGCCCUGCAGACAAACACUGUCUGGACCUGCUGUUGGACUCGGCCUGGUCUGACUUGCAGAAAGCCACCGAGGCUCAGGAGGAGCCGCCUCCUGGAGGCCACGCCCCCAGUGACAUCAUGCACCUCCGACACCCGACCGUCCUGCUGCGACUGUUCAUCAUGAGCUACCUGAGUGCAGCGUCAGCACUGACGUACUUCGGCAUCUGUAUGAACAUCGGUUCGUUUGGCGUCGGCGUCUACUCCGCCCAGUUCUUCUCCGGCCUAUCAGAGGCUCCCUGCCUGCUCAUCCCGUUGGUUCGACUCGGGCGCCGCCCACUGAGCAUGCUCGCUCUGUUCCUGAGUGGAGCGGCCUGCUUCCUGUCGUUACUGCUGUCCAGAUACAACGCUAAGCCGGAGCUGGUGAUGAGCCUGGCCCUGCUGGGUAAACUCUGCAUCCUGGCUGCCACCUUCAUCUCUAUUCUGUACAGCAUUGAGCUGUUCCCCACUGUGGUCAGGCAGCGGUGUGUGUCGUUGGUCAACUUGUGUUUCCGGCUCGGCUGUCUGGUCAACUCCCUCGUCCCCCCCAACUCGAAUGGAGCGAUCUCAUUGGCUGCCAUGGUUGUCUACAGCAGUGGACCAAUCGUAGGCUGCAGCCUUUGCCUGCUGCUGCCUGAGACCAGCGGCGUCCCACUUCCUGAUUCGGUGGAGGACUGUGACAGGCAGCCUCGGCCUCGCCCCCCCAGCAUGAGUGCCCUCUGGAGGACACGGAAGUUGGUGAGCAGCCAGACCAGGAAAACGGAGAUCCCCCCCGCAGAGAAAGACGACACGCACAGCGGACUGAUAGGAGCAGUCUGAGUGUUUAAAGUGUAACAAACGGCUUCAUGUCUGUUUGUGUUUAGAUGUUAAAUUAAAGACCAAAGAAGAGGAAGAAGAAGAAGAAGAGGGUUUGUUUUUUUCUCAUGUUGUUUUUAUGUUGUUGUCACUUUGUUCUGUUUUAUCACUGUGGAAAUAAACUUUUAUUGAUCAGAAUUCCAGAAGUGU